This is a messenger RNA of Pelobates cultripes (western spadefoot toad), 975 nucleotides long. NCBI's taxonomy places the organism in Eukaryota, Metazoa, Chordata, Amphibia, Anura, Pelobatidae. The record is from the annotation of a GenBank genome assembly.
AUGCCAACACCAUACUCGUCACCUGGUGCGACCGGGAACAGCAGCUGCAGACCAGGGCCUACUGACGGGGACACAGGGGAAGGACGGAAGCCUUCCCGCCAAAUGCUAAAUGCCACAAGUUACCACGAAAAGCGCACCCCCCCUAUGGACUGGUGGAUAUCCCGGUCCCCGCCAGGCGGAGGGUCCUGGAACCCACACCAAACGACAGGCUCAGCAACUCUCCGAAACAAUCUAGAGUCCCGGGCCUCAAAGAUGGCGGACUCUCAGGUCCUGACAGUGCCGGACAACAGACGGUGUUAUGGCGAUGAAACAGACACAGGGGACUAUGCUAGAGACCCCAUCAAGGCAAUAUUGGAUCACUUCUGGGCCAGACUGCAGGCGCUCUUACACCCAGAGAGACCUCACCACCCACGGCUUCAACGAGAUAGAGUCGACGGCAGUCGGGCGGCUGGGGACCCUCCUCAGGGCAAACCUAAACCCCACACUACAGGCUCCAGCAUCCAAGGCCCUCCCGGGCUGAGGGCAACAGGGGUCAUACCCCCAAGGUUCCGGCCACACCCGCUUAGUACACUGAAGCGACUCCCCACACAGACAGCGAAGACUCUCCGCACUACCCCGACAGGACCGACCCUGGGCCUCAAUGGUUCCCAGGCUCAUGGCCUACGAGCACCAGCCCACACACGGUCCUGGGGCAGGGGAGAAAACUCACCUGUGAGACACCACGGCUCUACACAGCAGCAGCGGACUUCCAAAGGGAACCAUAAGCAUGGUAUUAAACUGAAGAUGGGCGGACGUCAGGCCAACAGUGGCGCGGCUGUACCCCAAGAGCGAGCUGGAAGCAGAUACUCCACUACACGCCACAUCUGCGUGGCCACCCACCCGCAUAGACGGCACCCACAGGUAAACCCCGGCCUCACAGCACAGCUACUGAACGGGCUCGACCUGAUGCACACCCACACUGACAUAAGCUGUUGA